AUGAUGAUGAAGGUUGCUGUCGUAACGGGAGCUUCUUCUGGGAUUGGAAGGGCGAUCAGUGUCCGACUUUCACGAGCAGGCUAUGCUUUAUCAUUGAACGGACGCGAUGAGAAAGCUUUAGCAGAAACUGCUAAGAUGUGUAAAGAAGCAGGUGCUGGCAAGGUGAGAAUUACUGUUGGUGAUUUAUGCGACGAGUUGAAUGCCAGGAAACUAGUCGAGGAUACAGUGCUGGAAUAUCAACGAAUAAAUACCUUGAUAAAUUCGGCUGGAAUACUGGUAUCUGGCAACGUUCUGGACUCCAAUAUCGAUCAAUAUGACCGUCAAAUGGAUGUGAAUGUGAGGAGUGUUGUGCGAUUAACAAGAAUGGCGCUCCCAUACAUCAUGAAAACGAAAGGAACUGUGGUUUCUGUAUCUAGCAUCACUGGACCUUGUCCUUUUCCCGGCGUCUCUUAUUACUGCAUGUCUAAAGCAGCACUAGAUCAAUUUACAAAAUGUCUUGCUUUGGAGAUGGCACCACACGGAGUUCGUGUCAACGCCGUAAACCCUGCUCUCAUUGUCACUAAUAUUCACAAACGGUCUGGAAUGGAUGACAAAAGUUACCAAGAGUUUGUUGAGAAAGGGAAGGUAACACACGCUCUAGGUCGUGUUGGGGAAGCGUCCGAAGUGGCAGAAGCCGUUCUCUUUCUCGCUUCAGAAAAAAGCUCCUUCACAACCGGUGAACUGCUAAGAGUGGAUGGUGGAAGAGGAAUAAUGCAUCCCCGUUAA
Necator americanus (New World hookworm) is the source of this 765-nucleotide messenger RNA. RefSeq lists its product as uncharacterized. Gene Ontology annotation, molecular function: oxidoreductase activity. The coding region runs from base 1 to 765 and encodes 254 amino acids. The record is from RefSeq and is a predicted model, not a curated record. The transcript is spliced from 8 exons. Lineage: Eukaryota; Metazoa; Nematoda; Chromadorea; Rhabditida; Ancylostomatidae.